Messenger RNA from Pseudoliparis swirei, 3992 nucleotides. RefSeq names its product c2cd2 like (gene c2cd2l). The coding region runs from base 310 to 2388 and encodes 692 amino acids. Gene Ontology annotation, biological process: positive regulation of insulin secretion involved in cellular response to glucose stimulus. Gene Ontology annotation, cellular component: cytoplasmic side of apical plasma membrane. Lineage: Eukaryota; Metazoa; Chordata; Actinopteri; Perciformes; Liparidae. The transcript has 15 exons. Gene Ontology annotation, molecular function: phosphatidylinositol binding; phosphatidylinositol transfer activity. The record is from RefSeq and is a predicted model, not a curated record.
UUGAAAACCCGCUGAUAUCUAUAAUACACAAAUAGAGAGCAGAGGGCUUCAUUUUGAAUCGAUACAUGAGAGCAGGGGGACGCCAGUCCCAACCUCGCGCGUGACUCGGAGAUGGGACAAACACAUUUGUUGUUGGAUGCAUAUCGCCAUGAAGCCAGCCUCAUGUUACCAAUGCAUUGCGUGCGAUUCCCUGCAGCCUGCAGCUCGGACUGUUUGAGUUAAACGGCUACAGGGACCUGCUCUGCUCUGACUGACAGUCCUGAUAUUUCCAUCUGGAACUGGUGAUAUGCAAGGCUCCAGGAGGCGGUGAUGGAGCUGCAGGAGUUGUGCUGGCUGUGUCUGGUGGGUCUCUUUCUAACCUCCUUGCUCAUUGUGCUGGGAUGGCUGUUUCAGUACUUGCUGACCGUACUGCGUCUGUGGAGAUCCAGGAAGAUAGCCAAGCAGGACGGGAGAGGACCAGCCCGGCAGCCGCUCCCCCUCACACAGCUCCACCAGAGCCUAGCUGAAAGUGUGUGGGGAUUCCUGCUGAAGCUGGGCUUGGGCCGGGAUGGAGGACCCAUGCCUGAGGCCGGGGUUAAAGGCUUGUUGACCUCUCUGUUCUCCUUUAAGUCCUUCAAGGAGCACUGGCAGAGGACCUGGGUCAAAGCUCUGAAUGAGCAAGCCUGCAGGCACGGGAGCUCCAUCCAGAUCACCUUCGACAGCAGUCUCCAGUUAACUGCUGCCUCUGCAAUAGAUAGUGUGACCUGCACUGACCAAUCGGCACACCGAAUGGUUUUACACUGUAAAUGUUGGGUGGACACAGUGAUGUUUCCUGUGACGGUCACUCAACAGUCACCAGCUGCCAUUUCCAUGGAGACCUAUCAGAUCACUAUAGCACCAAUGGUGGCGGAGGUGGUGGUGUGUCUGGAGGAGGUGGAGGACGAGGGUCUGCUGAUGUCCUGGAAUCUUUCCAAGCAGCCAUCGUUUACUUUGAGCGUGUCUCCAUGCACGCUGCAGAGACAAGACACUGAGGGGGGUGUAGACCUGGACACGAUUAAGGGACUGAUAGAGGAUACUCUGUUCAGCACUCAGCCGACCAUGGUCCUCAACCUCAAGACUUGUGCAUCCAGUCCUCUGGCUCCCAUGGACCAUCUAUCUGUAUCCCAGAGUGUCUUGGUGAAACGACUAAUGCUCCGGCAGCUCAGGGUGACCCUAAGUAAAGGUCAGUGGUCUAGAUCAGGAGAGCUGUGCUGUGUCCUAAGCCUGGACCAACCCUCCACAGAGAGGUCAACAUGCUUCCUGUCUGUGCCCAGCAACCCCAACGUCCCACUGGAAUGGAGUGAAGAAAUCACUCUGGAGCUGGGCCCAGAGACCAAAGAGCUGAGAGUAAGACUUCUGGAGCGGACCGGCAAAAGGGAACAAUUCCUGCCUGGCCACGCCUGCAUUGCGUUGGACCUCCGCUGCAAAGUUCCCACUGGACAACAUACACUGUCAGUAAGCCCCGGCCACGGCCUGGCACCCAACGCUACCGUCACAGCAGAGCUGCUGUAUGAGGAGACGGAGGAGCCCCGCAGAGCCCACAAUGCUUUGCCACUUCGUUCCUCACUCACCCCCGCCAAGAAAGUCGACGUGGACCGAAUCAUCAUGCCAGAUGGAACCAUCGUCACCACCGUCACGACCAUCCAGUCUCGACUGAAAUUGGACCGCAGUCCAGGGGAAUCCCCCUUGUGUUCGCCGUCCAAAGUGGAGGUAACUGAGAAGAAACCCACCAUCCUGUCGGAUGGCAGAAGCAGCACCAGCCCCAACCUCAGCAAGAGCAGCCGCCUCUCUAAUGGCCUGGAUCCUGUUGCAGAGACGGCCAUUCGGCAGCUGACGGAGUCGGCCUCCAAAGUAGCACGGAAGACGCCAACCAAGAGGAGCACGCUGAUCAUCACGGGCGUGUCAAAGCAGGUUCCACUCUCAGAAGAUGACUGUGCGUUAUCGGGCGGCUAUGCUGCAGCCAUGGACGCAGCCAUGCAUAGCAACCAUUACGCGGCGGGGCAUCAACAGGACCCAGAUGAAACCACACCCUCUGACGUGUCGGAGCGUCCCUCGGUGGACGAUAUAGAGUCAGAUACUGGUUCCACUGGCGCCUUGGAAACCCGCAGCCUCAAGGACCAUAAAGUGGGCUUCCUUCAGAGUGGGACGAAGCUGUUAUUCCGCAGAAGACAUCGAGAGAAGGAGUCCUGCCUCAGCCAAUCCCAUGAAGACAUCUCCAACAUGGGCAAUAACUUUUCUGCUGCCACUAACAUCAGCCGUAAAAAGUCUGGCAGCUUCUCUCGGCGUCUCAUCAAACGCUUCUCUUUCCGCUCAUCAGGCAAAUCGAAAGGCAAAGCUACCAAUGGAGGAGCGAGCUCACCGGAUAACUGAUUGUCCUUGUUAGGGUCGGACAUGGGUCAUCUUGACUUAGGCGUCGUUUUAAGGCCUCUGUUAUUACUGUCAGAAGAACAGCUAAACCUUACAAGAGUCCCGUCUUUGACAGGCUGAACAACGCAGACGGGUUUUCACCUCUACAUUGUGAAAGGAGGAUACCUCUGGGAGGGCUUUUCUCUGGAGAGAAAUGAUUGCACCUUCAGGAGAGAAGUCUUGUUUAAUCGCAUCACUUAACUUAAAAUGAGACGAUGAGAUCUAUUUCUUUCUGGGAGAACUCUGCUGCUUGAAGAGAAGGUAAUAAUCACAAUGAAAUGUCUCGGCACUGUUUGAACACACACUGUAGUGGGAGUGUUUGAUUGUGACAGAUGGUGGAGAUGCUUUUAAACUAUUUCAUGUGAUAAGAUGCCAGGAUGAUAUUAUUGGUUACACAGCACAUUGUAAAAUUCCUCAGUUGUGUAACGGUAGUUUAUUAUGUGGUUUUCAUGAAACAAGUGCUAUUUAUUUUACCCCCAAAAAACAAGUCAUCAUAGAUGCAUUACACUGUAAAAUAGAGACAUUGCUUUGUGUUUUUCCAUGCAAAUGUAAUUUUAAACACAUGGUUAAGUAAGUCAAUUAAACAUUGCUAAUGUAUUGGUUUUAGAAUGUUGUUAACUGUUGUAUCUUAUAAGAAGAAGAAAAGUUAAUAUAUUUAGCGUCUUUUUUCUUUUAUAAAGGUACUUUCUGUGGAAUAUCAUAAUUCAUUUCAGUUUACUUUUGAAACUACAACCAGCCAGGAUCUCUCGCAGGCUCUUCAAGCCAGGCAAUAAGUUUAAACUUUUUUCUGUUAGUAAAAAAAACAAAAAACAGGUCCUGCUCUUCUUGACCCGAAUUAGUGACUUUAUCUACGCACAUUAUAGAGACUUCAGUUGACGCUCAUGUUGACAUUUCAAUAUUGCAAUAACUAUCAUUAUUGUGCAGCAAGACCAUAUUAUAUAGUGCGAAAUGCCUCGCAUGGGUAGCAGGCAAAAUUGUUUGCAGGAAUUGCUGACAUGUGAUCACCUCAUAAUCAUAAAUUAAACAAAGCUUAUUCUGUAUACAUAUUCAGGAGCAUUAUCCUAAUGCAUUUCUCGUAGACUGUUUCUAAGGUAUUUCUUUUCAAAUUAAUGUAGGUCUCAUGAGGGGCAAUAUUGCAACAGCUCUGCAGUUUAAAUUGUAAAAAUUGUACUUUGUGGUCUCUGGGAAGGUUUUAGAGAUGCUCGGCUGAGAGCAAAAAUAGUCAAAGUUUUCAACAAUGUGUUGGUUGGAGUUGAUAUACUCAGGGCUAGAAAUGAAACUGCAACUCAAUUUGAGAUAUGAGGAAACCUGCUGUACCAAAAGCAAACUUAACCAGUGAGGUAAAAAUGUGCACACGUUUUUGUCCAUUUUUUAUUUUUAACCGACUGCAUUUAUUAUGGGACGUAAAAACAAUAAAAUUAAAGGAUUUUGAUACGUUCCAAGGUUAUUUGCAUCAAUAAAAUGAUAGCUAUUAAAAUUGAUUACAGAACAAUUAAGAUAUGUGUGAUUUCUGUUGAUAUAUUUGGAAUGUUUAAUAUAUUGCAAAUAAAUUAUUUUUUGAGCAUCAA